Messenger RNA from Cinara cedri, 1449 nucleotides. The record is from the annotation of a GenBank genome assembly. NCBI's taxonomy places the organism in Eukaryota, Metazoa, Arthropoda, Insecta, Hemiptera, Aphididae.
AUGGUGACAUGCUGUGUUCCUAAGAAAGUAAGUGUAACAAUCGUUUUUAAUAAAAUUUAUUUUGGUUUUGUUGGGUUAAUCUAAUAAGAAAUAUUAGCUUAAUCUAAUUAUGACAUAUUAUUUUCAGGUUCGCUCGCGUUCUUCUGUUAAUAAUUCAAUAAAUAGUUCUAUUUCAGGUAAUAACAUAAUAUUAUAUUUUGGAUUUUAUAUUAUAAGUGGAAAUUAUAAAUUAAAUUAAACAACUUAAUUUUUUUUUUAUCGAUCUAUCUAUUUUUUAACUUUAAAGAGUUAAUACAUAUUUUAAAUCGAAAACUAGGAAUUCAGAUUUCUAAUUACUAUUUAUAAUUUGUAUGGAAUUGCUAUUUCAAAAAAAACCUGACUAAUAUUUCGAUACUAAUUUAGAAGAACGUGCAGUUGUAGAGUUAGGAACUGAAGCUGUUGAACAUAUUUUCGAAGAGGCUAUAGAUGUUGUGGUUGAAGAAGUCAUACAAUAUAUUAUUGAAGAAGUUGUAGGGGAAACAGUGGUUGAUUGUGUAGUUAAAGAUUUAGUUGAAGAAGUUAUAGCUAUAGAAAGUAUAAAUGAUUUAGAAAGUUCCAAGGCGGAUGAAACACCGUCAAUGGACGAUUUCACACUUGUUGGCGUCCUGGGUAAAGGGAGUUUUAGAAAAGUAAUAUUUAUUAUUAUUAAUAAUUAUUGUAUAAAUAAGUAAUUCGUGUUUCAUUUGCUUUCCAUUCAUAUUAGGUAACAUUAUGUCAACACAAAUUAUCGAACAGGUAUGUUGCCAUAAAAAGCAUCCAUAAAUCAAAAAUCAUAACUUCUAGCAAAUCAGUAGAGUCAUUAUACUCCGAAAAAAAGAUAUUUGAAGUCGUAAAUAAUAACCCCAACCCGUUUCUCGUAAACUUGUUCUCAUGUUUUCAGACAAACGUAAGUGUACUAAAAUUUAGUUAUUUAUUUGUAUUUUGAAAUUAAUUGGUUUAUUGGUCACAGGAUUAUGCUUGUUUUGUCGUGGAAUACGCUGCGGGCGGCGAUUUAAAUUGGCAUAUAGAAAAUGAAGGAGCAUUUACGGAACCAAAAGCCGUGUUCUAUGCCGCAUGUGUGGUGCUAGGUGUCACGUAUUUACACGAACACAACAUCGUUUAUCGGUUAGUACAAUGUUAAAUAUCAUUUUUACAUAUUACAUUGUUGUUAAUAUGGUGCGUUUAUUAUUGGUUAGCGAUAUAAAAUUGAAUAAUUUAAUUAUGUCAACGGACGGCUAUAUAAAAAUUGCCGACUACGGUUUAUGCAAGAUGAAUAUAGGAUUUGGCGAUCGAACAGCAUCAUUUUGUGGGACUGCUGAAUUCGUAGCGCCAGAAAUCCUAAUAGAUACAUCGUACACACGAAGUGUCGAUUGGUGGGCCUUUGGGAUUUUAAUAUACAAAAUGCUUGUCGGAGAAGUAAAUAUAAUUUGA